CUACGUUGGCCACUGGGGGCGGCAGUGAGCAGGCUGUGAAGUUGAACCUUACAUGUCCAUCAAAUGCACUAAAAAGACCAUUAUGAUACAUCUCUUUUGGGGAAAGAAAGCAGCAGGGACGGAGAAGAAUGUGAUCAGAUGUGCUGCUGUUGAAAAGCGGCCCUCCUCUGCUCCUCUCGUCACAUCAAAGAGGUCUGAGACGAUGGAUCAGUCCUCCGAUGAAGAGGAGCCUCGCACCUUCGUGCAGGUCAUCAGUGACAAGUACAACACUGAGAACUUCCCCCACGGCCAGGGCCUGGGCGUCGUGGUUCUUCCCUCCCCCCCUGGGUCGCCUAUCAAAGAUCGGUUGUUUUUGCCCAGCGUGCUGGUCCUGAAUGACUGCGGCAUCAGGAAAGCAGGCGACAGGUCCGACAUUGCAGUUUUCUGUGCUCACGUGGUCGAGUUGGACCUGUCCUACAAUGAGCUCCACGACUGGGCUGAGAUCUGCACCAUCGUGUCCAACAUCCCUCACCUGGACUUCCUCAACCUGAGCAUGAACCCCCUAAACAGUGUGCCGCUGGAGCCCUGCAUGGCCGAGGUGUUCACCCGGGUGCGGCGCCUCGUCCUCAUCAACACGCACGUCACUUGGGACACCGUGCACACGCUCACGCGGAACACGCCGGAGCUGGUGGAGCUCUUCCUGUGCCUGAACGACUACGACGCCGUGUCGCAGUCGCGCACAUCCUGCCCGUCCCUGCGGCUGCUGCAGAUCACCGACAACAACCUGCGCGACUGGGCCGAGGUGCGCAAGUUUGGCGUGAUGUACCCCAGCCUCAGCACGCUGGUGCUGGCCAACAACAGCGUGGAGUGCGUGAGCGACACCCGGGAUGCCCUGCAGCGCCUCUUCCCCAACCUGCGCAGCAUCAACCUCAACAACUCAGGGCUGAGUAAGUGGGAGGACAUCGAGAGGCUGAAUUUUCUCCCCAAGCUGCAAGAAAUCAAAGCAAAGGGUAUUCCGCUGUUGGAGCCGUACACCGCGCAAGAGCGACGCUGCCUCCUUUUAGCACAACUGCCAACAAUCUUGGUGCUGAACGGAGGUGCGGUGUCCGAUAACGAGAGGGAAGACGCAGAGAGGUUCUUCGUCAGGUACUACUACCAAGACUGUCCGGAACAGAAACGUCCAGAAAGAGGAAACUCCUCGUACUUUAUCAGAAUUUUCUUUAAAUAUAUAUAUAUUUUUAUUUUCAUUUCAGUUAAUACUCAGGACGUCCUAUAUCCAUUCGGACCUGUCCACAUGGAUCUGGAGACCCCCAAGAUGGAUGAUGGGAGUUCUCCCGAAAUUCCUUUGCUCAUCCCUUUCAUUUUCUUCAGCAUCCCCUACCGCACCAUCUACGUCAACAACAACGGUGUGAUAUCCUUCAACGAACAGGUCAGCCAGUUCACGCCUGAGGCUUUCCCCCUGAGUGACAGCAGAUCGUUCAUCGCCCCCCUGUGGGCGGACGUGCACAACGGGAUCCGCGGCGACGUCUACUACAGAGAGUCAACCCGAGCGGAAAUACUGGAAAGGGCAACGCAAGACGUCCGCAGGCAUUUUAAAAACGUGCACAACUUCGCGGCUAGCUGGGCGUUCGUCGCCACGUGGCACCGAGUGACCUUCUACGGGGGGAGCCAGACCACACCGGUGAACACAUUCCAAACUGUGCUAAUCUCAGAUGGUGCCAUGUCCUUCGCCAUGUUCAACUACCAGGAAAUCACCUGGAGCACAGGCACAGCCAGCGGCGGAGACCCUCUAACCGGAUUGGGUGGGACCACGGCCCAGUCAGGUUUUAACGGCGGAGAAAUCGGACAUUUCUUCAACCUGCCAGGAUCGCGGUCCAACGAAGUGGUGACCAUCGAACAGACGACCAAUGUGAACAUUCCCGGACGCUGGUCUUUUCGUGUUGAUUCGGAGUUGGUCGAUCCUGCCAAUGGCUGCAGCUACAAUGGUCGUUUUUACAGACGAGGGGAGGUCUUCUGGCUGUCUGACCGGUGUUCGCAACGGUGCCGCUGUCUUGACAUCGACAAUGAGGUUUUUUGCCAGGAAUCUCCAUGCGGUCAGCUGGAGACCUGCGAGCAUCAGGACGGAGCCUUCUACUGCCAGCCGACUCGCACCAGUACCUGCGUGGUGUUUGGAGACCCACAUUAUCACACCUUUGACGGCCUGCUCUACCACUUCCAAGGCACCUGCACCUACCUGCUGGCUCGGCCUUGCUGGGAAGUAGCGGGGCUGCCUUUCUUCAGUGUCGAGGCCAAAAACGAAGACCGGGGCGUGGCUGAUGUCUCCUGGCUUAGGGAUGUAACUGUGGAGGUGUACGGUCACAGGAUCACGUUGCCCAAAGGAAGUCUGGGAACUGUUCAGGUGGAUAGUUUGGUGAAGACUUUACCGGUCCAAAUUCAGCUUGGUGCCAUCAGAGUCUACCAGUCUGGGAUGGCUGUCGCACUGGAGACAGACUUUGGACUACUUGUAACCUACGACGGCCAGCACUACGCCUCUAUCUCCCUACCUAGUUCCUACUUCAACAAUACCUGCGGCCUCUGCGGCAACUACAACGACGACCCCUCAGAUGAUCCCGUUCUUCCCGACGGCACCCUGGCAGAAAGCGUGGCGGAGCUCGGUGGCGGCUGGCGGGCGGAGGACGCCGACUGGCGGUGUACAGAUGGUUGUGUUGACAACUGCACUGUGUGCGACCCGCUAACAGAAGCGUUCUAUUUUACCUCUGACUACUGUGGACUGAUCAACAAAACAGACGGACCUUUUAGAGACUGCAGAGCCGUGGUGGACCCCACUGCCUUUGUGUUUAGCUGUGUCUACGACAUGUGCAGCAACAAGGACAACAUCACAACACUCUGCCAAGCCGUCCAGGCUUACGCACUAGCCUGUCAAGCCGUGGGUGUUGCCAUCAGACCCUGGAGGUCUCGCACAUUCUGCACUUUGGCAUGUCCACCAUUCAGCCACUACCAAGUGUGCACCAGCGCCUGUCCAGCCUCCUGCUCGGACAUCACUUCCCCCCUGUACUGUGCUCACCCUUGCACUGAGGGCUGCCAGUGCGACCCAGGCUUUGUCCUUAGCGGCAGCCAUUGCGUGCAACGCGAUGAUUGCGGCUGCGAGUACAACGGCCUUUAUCACCCUCUAAAUGACACUUUUUGGUCUGGGGGCGAAUGCAGCCUCCAUUGCACCUGCGGCAUGGCAGGCGAAGUCUCUUGCUUCAAUGACUUGUGCAAGGAGGGCGAGGUGUGUGGGGCAGAGGUUGGCACAUUGGGUUGCUACCCUCGCAGGGAGGGGGUGUGUUCAAUGGCUCAGAAUGCUGUGACAUCAUCCUUUGAUGGCGCCUUCCUGCUGUUCCCAGAUGACAGCUCCUACUACCUGCUAAGGCUGUGUGGCCCUGCGCCAGCCAACGGCUCAAUGGUGGAGGUGAAGAUAGGUAGACGGCUGGUCAACAAGGGCCCUGCUUGGAAAAGACCUGUGGUAGUUACGGUUGCUAGCCUGGAGGUUCAGGUGGGAGGGAUGGAUUUGGAAGCGGUCAAGGUCAACGGUGAACUGAUCGCCCUUCCUUACGUCCAUCCUUUGGAGAGUGUAACCAUCUACAGAGCGCCAGGUAACACCACUGUGGUGGAGUCCCGUGGUCACCUCCGCGUCCUCUAUACGCAGCAGGGAUUCAUCAACAUCUCCCUCUCCACCAUAUUUUACAACACUACUUGCGGCCUGUGCGGCGUCUUCAACAGCGAUGCCAAUGACGACUUCCGCCUCCCAAACGGACGCUUGGCAGAGUCAGCCGAGCAGUUUGUGGAGGGCUGGCGCUCCUCUAUCGCCGACGACAUCACCUGUAACGGCGAUUGCGACGAGCUGUAUCGGACUUGCACGGACCUGCGUCUUUACCAGAGCUCAUGGAUGUGUGGCAACAUCAACGACCCGGGGAAUAGCUCUUUUCUGGCGUGCCACGCAGCCGUCAACCCGUCGCCGUUUUUCCGGAACUGCUUGUACAACAUGUGCGUGAAGGACGGGAACCGCACCACUCUGUGCUCCUCGCUGCACACAUACGCCACUGCCUGCCAAGAUGCUCAGGUCAUUGUCGCUUCCUGGAGGACGGCCACCAACUGCCCACUCCCGUGUCCGGAGAACAGCCACUUUGACGAGUGCACCAGCGCCUGUCCGCUGACCUGCUCCGGCUUGGAUGAACCCGAGGAGCCAUGUCCGCUGCCGUGCCGCGAGGGCUGCCGCUGCGAGGAUGGCUUCGCCCUGCGGGGCGGCCUGUGCGUGGCCCGCGGCGAGUGCGGCUGCGCCAGCCACGGCCGCCAGUUGGCCACCAACCAGACUUUCUGGAGCGACUGGGAAUGCCAGGAGCGCUGCUACUGCAACGGCUCUGACAACAGCGUCUACUGUCUGCCGGCGCCGUGCCACCCUGAGGAGUACUGCCAGGAGGAGGAUGGCCUGUACUACUGUCAGCCCCGCGCCGAGGCCCUGUGCGUGGCAGCUGGUUAUGGACACUUCCUGCCUUUUGGCGGCGUUCCGUUCGAGCUGCAGAGCUCUUGCCGCCUCGUUAUGGCCACCAGCAACUGUGGGCAGGGGAGCAGAGACCACACCGCCGUGCCUCAUUUUAAAUUGGCAGCGCUUAAUGAGGAAAGGGACACCAGACAGGCUGUUUGGGCGAGAGGCUUCGUCCUGGAGGUCUACGACUAUGAAGUCGAGGUGACUCGAAGCUACAAGAACACCGCCAUGGUGAAUAAGGAGCGCGUGUCCGUUCCUCUGAAGCUGGGUCCGGGCAAGGUCAGCAUCUUCACCUCAGGACUGCUCCUGGUCCUGGAAACAGACUUUGGCCUGAGGGUGGCCUUCGACUGGAACACUCUCCUGCUGGUGACUCUACCGCGUCACCUCUACGGCGCGUCCUGCGGCCUCUGCCAGGGCCCGCCCUUAGACCCGCCCACACCCGGCACCACAGACUGGGGGUCGGCCUGGGCCGAGAAGGACGCUUUAUGCCGGGUGGGCUGCGGAGAGUCCUGCCCGCGCUGCGGCUUGGGGGACAAAAGCGAAGGGGCCGUCGUCCUGACGCUGUGCGCCAUGAUGGUGGAUCGGGAGGGUGUGUUUGCCCACUGCCACAGUAAGGUGGCGCCGGCAUUUUUUUACCAAAACUGCCUGCAGGACACUUGCUUGGAUCAGGGAGCAGAGGAGACCAUUUGUAGCUGGCUGCAGGUCUACGCCAGCACCUGCAACAGCCACGGCGUGCCUGUGACCGGAUGGAGGAGCAGCACCCCUUGUGUCCACACGUGUCCUGCCAACAGCCACUACUCUGCAUGCAUGCCGCCUUGCCCGCCCCAGUGUGCCCCCGCCCGCGGCCAGAGGGACUGCGGCGGCGGCGGACUCCCGGACUGCGUGGAGGGCUGCCAUUGCGACCAGGGCUAUGUGGUCAACGGCAAGUCCUGCAUUCUGCCCCAGGACUGCGGCUGCUACACAGACGGCAAGUACUACGAGCCCAAGCAGCUGUUCUGGAACGCCGACUGCUCCAAGCGCUGCAGGUGCAUCGGUCGCAACCUGAUUCAGUGCGACCCGAGGCGCUGCAAGGCGGACGAGGAGUGCGCCCUUCGCCACGGCGUCCGCGGCUGCUUCGCCCGGCGCUCCGGCCAGUGCGUGGCGUCGGGCGGCGGCGUGUUCAAGACCUUCGACGGGGCCUCGCUGCGUCUGGCGGCCUCGUGCUCCUUCGUCCUGUCCACCAACUGCCACAAGCUGCCCGACGUCUCCUUCCAGCUCAUCGCCAACUUCCACAAGGGCGGCGCGCCCAACCUCACCACCAUCUCGCACAUUUACCUCUACAUCAACGAGGAGAACAUUCUCAUCUCGGGGAACACCAUCAAGGUGAACGGCACGCCGGUGUCCGUGCCGUUCGUCACCGGCCUGAUGACCCGCCUGUCCACGUCCGAGGGCUUCGUGGACAUCGACUCGCCGCAGGACAUCCAGGUGCGCUACAACCGCUUCAACACGCUCAGCAUCACCAUGGGCCAGCGGAUGCAGGACAAGCUGUGCGGCCUGUGCGGCAACUUCAACGGCGACCCCGGCGACGACUACAUCACCUCCACGGGAAAGGCGGCCGCCAGCGCUCUGGAGCUGGCCCAGAGCUGGAAGACCAACGGCAUGCAGAACAGGUGGGGGCGACCAACAUGUACACCUUGUUGUUACGUGUCCCUGGCCCAGUCCUGUGCCAACACGGCAGUGCAGGCGCUGCAAGGUGACGACGCCUGCCUGAAGCUGACCGAGCCGAAGGGCUUCUUCCAGCCGUGCCACGGCCUGCUGGACCCCAGGCCUUACUACCAGUCCUGCUACCUGGACGGCUGCUACAACCAACGCAGGGCCCAGGUGUGCGGCUCGCUGGCCGCCUACGCCGAGGCCUGCCGCUCCAUGGGCACCCUCACCACACGGUGGAUCACCCAGGAGAACUGCUCAGAAUGGAUCUACGACCCCUGUGCCACAGAGACCUGCACAAACUUCACCUGCGAGCAGGAGAACGGAGGCGACCUGUGCGGAUGUCCCGAGUUACCCAGCAGCCCCGGAGGCGACGACGACGUCAUACAGGCGGAGGUGACCUGCAGGCACGCCCGGAUGGAGGUGUCCAUUUCCAAAUGCAAGCUCUUCCAGCUGGGCUUCGAGCGCGGCGACGUCAGGAUCAACGACGAGCACUGCGCCGCCAUGGAGGGCGAGGACUACAUCUCCUUCCACAUCAACAACACCAAAGGACACUGCGGCUCCAUCGUGCAGUCAAACAACACGCACAUCGUGUACAAAAACACGGUGUGGAUCGAGAGCGUCAACAACACGGGGAACGUCAUCACGCGAGACAAGACCAUCAACGUGGCGUUUUCCUGCGCCUACGAACUGGACCUCAGGAUCUCGCUGGAGACGGUCCUUAAACCCAUUCUCAGCGUGAUCAACCUCGCCCUACCAACCCAGGGCGGGAACUUCAUCACCAAGAUGGCGCUCUACAAGAACGCCACGUACCGCCAUCCCUACAGGGAGGGGGAGGCGGUGCUGAGCACGCGCGACAUCCUCUACGUGGGCGUCUUUGUGGACGGCGCCGACGAAAACCAGCUCCACCUUGUGGUGAACACGUGCUGGGCCACGCCCUCGCGCAAUAGCAGCGACCGACUCCGCUACGUCAUCAUCGAGCGAGGGUGCCCCAACGUGAAGGACAACACCAUCGGCAUGGCGGAAAAUGGCGUGUCGCUCACCUGCCGCUUCCACGUCACCGUCUUCAAGUUCAUCGGCGACUACGACGAGGUGCACCUCCACUGCGAUGUUUCGCUCUGCGACGCCGACAAGAGCGCCUGCAAAGUGAACUGUCCGCCGAGGAGGAGGAUGUCCUCGAUGCUGCUAAAAGAACACAUCCUGAGUGUCGGACCUAUAAGGAGACAAGAAUGGGACUGGUGCCAGGAGGACAACGGCGGCUGUGAGCAGAUGUGCACCAGUAAAACCACUGGUCCAGUGUGCAGCUGUGUGACUGGGAUGCUGCAAGCAGACAGGCGGAGCUGUCAAACCGCCAGCUGCAGCUGCAGACUCGCACCUGAGCUCCUCCUGCUGAGCGCCGCCGUGCUUCAUGCUCUUCGCUGAUGCACGAUUGCAACACAACACAAAGACUUGAAGACACAAAAAUAACUGUUUGUUUCACGCAAGUAAGUCGCUCUAUUUUCGCUGUGACGAAACGGCGCCCGAUUGACCCCGAAAAUAACAUUUUUUUUUUUUUAGUAUGACAUCUUCCGCUGUCUUGUUGUCUCCUGGUGGUGUGUUUUCUUUUAUCGCCACUAGAGGGCAGCAUAGAAAAAACAUCAAGGGUCCAGUUUCCUAUCUGAGGACACUUCAUUAGGUACAGCUGCACAAUCUACUCUCAAUACAAAAUAAUUGAUUCAUGGCGUUGAUUACCUAAUGUUUUGGUGACAAAAAAUGUCCUCUUUCGAAAAGAAAUACAGCAAAAACAUGUUUUAAAUGCAUAUUACUGUUAUGUGAGGGUCUUGUAAUACCGCAUUGUACCUCAAGAGGCAGCAGUGACAAACGCGAUUAGUGUUUUAAGGUCGUCUUGCGCCACCUGUCAGUCAGAUUCCGUCACACAAAACCGGGUUAGUGUUUUAUUUUGAAAAGUAACAUACUUCCUAUACAAUGAUUAUCAUCCUAAAGUUCUCACAAUGUUUAUUUCUUAAUGAAAAUGCUUUUUUUUUUUUUUUUCAUGUACAAAUGUAAAGUCCUUUGAUGUGUCAUGUGACGUCGAGGAGUAACACCGAAAAGGUACAAAAAAUACAUGAGAAUAAAGUCGUGGACUUAAUGCUGAAAUAUUCCAGAUUUUUGAAAAAAAUAACAGAAUAAAGUGAUAUUUUAGAGGUAUAUUGAUUUUAUAAGGAAAAGCAGCUACUGUAAGAAGUGGGAAGAAAGUGAUAUUACAUGGGGAGGAUUUUCACAAAUUUGAAAUAACAUUUAAGAAUAAUAAGUUGUAAUAUUACCGGGAAUAAGGAAUUAUUUUGCGAGAAUAAGGUCCUAAUAUUUCAGUAAAAGUUGCUGUCUCGCGGCAAUAACGUUACAUAUUGUGGAGAAAACGUAAUAUUACGGUUUUAUUUUUGUCAAAUUGUGACUUUCUUUGUAAUUAUGACUGUUUUAUAAAUAAAUAAAAAUGUCACAAGAAUCAAGCUGUGAUAAUAAGUUGAAAUAUUACGAGAAUGAAAUUGUACUGUGUUAAUACGACUUAUUCUUGUUAAAAACCCACUUUUUAAACUUUUUUUUAAAAUGUGACUUCAUUUGACUAAAGUUGUCAUUUUAAGGGAAUAAAGUUGGAGGACUGUACGAGAAGAAUAUGGUAAAAUUCAAAAUAAUGGUGGUAAUUUGUGUUUGUUCAAUAUAAAAGUAAUUUAUAAAGAAUGCAAUUGUAGUUUUGUGCGAGUGAAGUAAUAUUACAAAAAAACAGGGAACUCAGAAUUGAGGGAAAAAAAGUAUCGAGGUUCAGAGAAAAAUUGUUUCAUUUUAUAAGAAUAAAGUUGUAAUUUGGACAGGGAAAAAAAAUCUGUCAUUUUACGAGAACAAAUGUGUAUUUUUAUCGGAGGAAAAAUAACAAAAGAUGUCGUAACCCUACGAAUUUUACGAGAAAGAAAGUUGUAACACUCCAGUAGGAGAAAUGUUGACGUUUUUGUUUUUUUUAAUCUGGCGAUUUUUUUGGAAGGGAAAUUGCUUCGAUUCUCGUAAUAUUCCGACUUUAUUGUCAAACAACUUGAUCUUUUUUGUGAUUAAACACUUUUUUGUAUUUUUUCUGUGUGGUCCCUAAUGUUACGAGACGUCAUGCGUGUGUUUUACGAUCAUCGGUGUGUGU
Nerophis lumbriciformis (worm pipefish) is the source of this 9350-nucleotide messenger RNA. Lineage: Eukaryota; Metazoa; Chordata; Actinopteri; Syngnathiformes; Syngnathidae. The record is from RefSeq and is a predicted model, not a curated record.